This is a messenger RNA of Synchiropus splendidus (mandarinfish), 1476 nucleotides long. Its product is annotated as arsenite methyltransferase-like. Gene Ontology annotation, biological process: toxin metabolic process; arsonoacetate metabolic process. The record is from RefSeq and is a predicted model, not a curated record. Gene Ontology annotation, cellular component: cytosol. Lineage: Eukaryota; Metazoa; Chordata; Actinopteri; Syngnathiformes; Callionymidae. The coding region runs from base 85 to 1200 and encodes 371 amino acids. Gene Ontology annotation, molecular function: arsenite methyltransferase activity. The transcript has 11 exons.
CCACUGUCAGUCGUGUUGUGACCAGAACCGCUGCACAGUCACUUCCUCAGUCCAGUCCGGAGGACUUUGCUUCUCUCUAGAACCAUGUCUACUGCACGCAGAUUCGAGGAUACUGCGAUCCAUGUGGACGUUAAGGACUAUUAUGGGAAGAAGCUGCAGAAGCAGACAGACUUGAAGAGCAACGCGUGUUUGGCUCCAUCUCAGCCCACUCCCACCCACGUCCUGAAGGCCUUGAAGAAGGUGCAUGCUGACGUCACAGACAGGUACUAUGGCUGCGGCCUGGUGGUCCCCGAGUGUUUGGAAGGCUGCAGCAUUCUGGACCUUGGCAGUGGAAGUGGAAGGGACUGCUACAUGCUGAGUCAGCUCGUGGGCCAGUCCGGUCACGUGACUGGCAUCGAUAUGACUGAAGAGCAGCUGGCCGUGGCCCGGGCACAUAUUGACCACCACAUGAAGGAGUUUGGAUUCAAGAACCCCAACGUCUCCUUUGUCCAGGGCUACAUCGAGGCCCUGUCUGAGGCCGGACUGCAAAAGAACUCCUUUGAUAUCAUCAUCUCCAACUGUGUGGUGAAUCUCUCUCCUGACAAAAAGCGAGUCUUGGCUGAAGCCUACAAUGUCCUCAAGGAUGGAGGGGAGUUCUAUUUCAGUGACGUCUACAGCAGCGACAGGCUGACUGAGGACAUCAAGCAGCACAAAGUCCUCUGGGGUGAGUGUCUCGGUGGCGCCCUGUGGUGGCAGGAUCUGGUGCAGCUCGCAGAGGAAGUGGGCUUCGCUCCCCCCAGGAUGGUCACCGCCAGCGUCAUCACGGUUGACAACAAGGAGCUGCAAGAUGUUCUUGGUGACUACAAGUUUGUGUCCGUUACUUACCGUCUUUUCAAGACCCCAAAAGGAAGUCCUGAGCCACGGCAGGUCAUGUACAACGGCAACAUCACCGGGGUGGAGGGCGCGUUCCAGUUUGACUCCCAGUACACCUUCAAGGUGAAUGAAGUCGUGGAGGUGGACGGUGAGGUGGCUUCCAUCCUGAGCCAUUCCAGAUUCGCUGGGGAGUUCACUUUCCAGCCACAGGGAGGGACCAGCGGUCCGUGCGCGGUCAGACCCCAGCCCGCCGUUGUGGAUCCCUUCCAACUGGUCCUGCAGCGGGGCGAGAAAGGUUCAGCCGCUGGGGGGUGCUGCAGCGCCAAGUCUGCGACCUGCUGCAAGUAACAGGACAGAACUCUCAGAAAACAUGAGUCAUGCUACCUAAGUUGUGCUUGGUUUCUGACAAAUCAGUCACAACAAAAACAAUAAAUACAUAAAUCGCUCUGUUCUUUUGCUGUAAUCUGUGUAAGGUUGCUUCUCAAAUUACCUAAAAUGAAAUGUUUGAUGACUGGAUGGAGUCUUCAAAAGAUGCUUUAUAAAAUUCAGCUUUUGUUUUAUUCAGCAAUGCUGUGUAAAAAAAAGUUACUUCUUGAUCAAUUAUUUUGUAGAUGUAUUUUUACU